AUUUUGAAGCGUUCAGUAUAUUAAACAGUCGCCAAGGAAGAAGUUUUGUUUGUUAAUCAAAAAGAAGCGAAUCAAGUGAAUGUUAAAGUGUGAAUUGAAUAUUGAAAACCAAUAUUCAAAGACAAUUUAGUCGAAAUUAAAGAGUGCUUAAAACAACAGCAGAAAACCACGACACGGACAACAUAUCAUCAGUUGUGUCCACAAUUUAUAUAUAUGAAGUUUUGAUGAAUUGAAUUACAAAGGCGCGCAUGAAAGAGAGUGUGUUAUAAGUUUCAAAGCCGGAAGGGGACUCACACGCGAUAUACAUAAAAUACGAGCGAAACAAACAAAAAAUUAUAAUAAUAAAUAAACUGCAACAAAAUGAAGUACACAAAUGCUAACGUAAAUUCGUCGAUUGAUUGUGCGUACAAAGACGUUGUUAUUAUUGGAAAUGGACCAAGUGGAAUUACAUUAUCAUAUAUGCUGGCAGGCAAUUGGCCGUAUUGGAAUGCAGAUAUAAGCAAUCAUCCGGAUGAAUUGUUGCGUGCACGAUUAAUAUGCGCUGAUUCUAAUAAAAGUUUAGUCGAACAAGAUCUCGUUGAAUUGGCUGAUGGCCUUGAGGGUCGUAGCACAAAUCCAGUUUCAUUGCUGUUGGACAGUUUACAAAAUCCAUGCGCUGAUAUUGGAUUAGAAAUGACAUCAAUGCUACAAUACCGUUAUCAAGCAGAUAAAGAAAUUGAUCACGUUGUAUUGGGCACUGGACCCCCGGGUGGUUCAUGGCAUCGAAUGGAUCCAAAUCUCCGUACAUUAUCGCUUGCAGCAUGGAUGUCAUUGCCCGGAUUGGAUUUUAAUACAUGGAUCGCUAAGCGCCACUUAGACGCAGCCAAUGAACAUUAUAACACAAAUAAUAAAAUGGCUACAGAAAUGAAACAAUUAAAAAAGAAACCAAAUUGCAACCACCAUCACUCCCAUAAAAUGAAUGAGAAUAAUUGGUGGCGAUGUUUUAGCAACAAUCGUUGUAACAACUGUAAUAUACAUAAUCAAUUUAUUUCCGAGAGAAAUGAUGUCUGCUCCAAGGUCCAAUCCAAAGCUCAUGCAAAUGAUGUAGAAGUUAAAUUAAGCAAUGACAACACAGUUGAAACUCAACUGGCGCUAACGCCAGUGCCGCGACGUGUAUUGUCGGUGCGAAGGCAGGUGUCACGAGAAGUACAAACCAGAGCACUCGUCUCUGAUGUUGCUCAAUAUUAUGAAAAUUAUGUUAAGGAAAUGAAUUUGGAACGAUAUUUUCACAACAACACCCUUGUUACAUGCGUUAAACCAAUAACAAGCUCAACCAAUAAACAUGUACGAUGGCUUGUUCGUGGCAUCCACACCAAUGGAACGUUUUUUGCGUAUACAUGUCAAAAUGUUGUACUUGCCAAUGGUGCAUCCGAUUUGGCCAAUCGGCUUGGUGUCAGCGGCGAAGGAUCCAUCGAAUGGAUUAAACAUGAUUUACCCGCAAUAGUUACAGUACUCGAACAAAUUCCCGAUACCGAACGAUCAAAAUUAAAGCCGGUGUUAGUGGUUGGUGCUGGAUUGAGUGCUGCAGAUGCUGUGACAAUAUGUCGAUCAUCUGGAAUCAGUGUCAUUCAUGUUUAUCGCAAUCGAUCGGCUGGUUUAGAUAAAAUGCUGCCCGAAACAGUGUAUCCUGAAUACCAUGAGGUACACAAAAUGAUGAAAGACAGUGUAAAUACAUACGAUUUAUAUAGCCCGAUGCCAGAGCAUACGAUUAUUGAAUUUAUUCCCGGUUCAUCAUCAGACAGUACAACACCGUUCCAUAAAGUAGUGCUAAAACAAUUAAAUACAGGCGAAAUUCGAACCGUUGAAGUAUCGUACUGUGCAAUUUUGAUUGGUUUUCGGGCUGAUUUACAAUUUCUCGACCCAACCAAUAAAACCGACGACAUAAAAACAAUUGAAUAUGAAACAUGCAAUGAUGGCAGCUAUAUAAUGAGAGAUUGUCAAUUGUUAACAUCACCAUAUAUUUUGUUUAGUCGAAAAAUUGCCUGGUUAAAGAAUUUAUGUGCAAAAUGUAAGCACUUGAGUAUCUGUGAACGUAGUCGUAAAUAUAAUAAUAUAGUACAUCGCCGGCCAAUUCAAUGUAACUGCACAACCGAAUCCCAAAACAAACAGAAUAGCAACCGAACCCAUAAUGACAAUAAUAACAAUAAUAAUAGCCUAAGUAGCAAUUGUGAUAAUACACUGAUCGAUUGUAAAGAUCCUGAGAAAACGUCUGGCAUUGUAACCGAACAAAAAACACUGGUGGUUGCACAACCAUUACCGCCACAAUCAUCAUCGCCACUUGGACUAGGUGAAGAUCCCACAAAACCAGUCGAUUGUAAAACAAAUCCAAUCGCCGUUGAUAAGUACACAAAUGAAGUGUUGAAUGUGCCAACAAAAGGCUUGUAUGCAAUGGGGCCAUUAGUUGGCGAUAAUUUCAUUCGUUUUAUACAAGGCGGAGCGUUGGCCAUCACAUCCUCACUAUGGGCAAAACGAUGACCUAAUCAACCUGUAUAAAAAAAAUCAUUCCAUCACAAUUUUGCUGAAUAUUUAUAUAUUUCUAUAUAAACGUAGAAUUUUGACACAGAAGCAAAGACAUGGUGUAACAUCGUACACCAUAUUUGCCUUCGCCAUAUGAAACAAAAAAAAAAUUGAAAAUUAUUAUUAUUAUGAAUGAUGUCAGAAGUGGAAAUGGAACUGCCUUAAACUUGCCAAUUAAAAAAUUGGCGAAAUAUGAAAACAAAUUCAUUCCAACCGCGAUUCAGAUUCAAUAAGCAUCACACAAUGGAUUUUCUUGAUCUCUGAAUCGCUGCACAUCUAAAUGUUUAUCUUUUUGUUCUCUUAGAUAGGCAGCUUUAAUACGGAUUUAAAUCUCUCAUUAAUUUUUCAAUACACUCCUUUUUUAUUUCGAAUUCUUAACCUUUGUGUGUGUGUGAGAGAGAGAAUGAAACCAGAUGAUUUUUUGUUAUUUUUUUAAUUAAAAAAUAUUGAAUCAUAUCACAGAACAAUGGACAGCAUUUUGCGAGUUAGUUCUAUAAGCGACCGAUUUUCACAAAAAUAUAUUUUUAUUACUAUUUUUUGUACUUUGGACAGAAUAAGCAUGGCAAAAUAAAUGUCAUCGAUUCAAAAAGAGGAUAUGGUCAUCUUGCUUUAGAUAAACAUGAAAAAAGCAAUUUAAAAAAAAAAUGAAUAUCAUUUUUAUCUCCUUUUGAAAUGGCAUUUAUAUCCGUCUUUGUGUGUGUCCGUGUAAAAUAUGUUCUUUUUUGUUAAAAUGUUUUUAUUUAAUAUAUAUUUCAAUAUUUUUUGCAAUUGUUAAUCAAAAUAAAAUUGUAAUCAAUCAACCAUUUGGCUUGUGAUAUGUUUAAGUUUAAGUGAACAAUGCGUGUAAACGAAUUGUUUUUGAGUGCCCUUUUUCUAAAUCAGACAAAAUAUAAAAAUAUCAAAUGAAACGCCCAAGAUCAAAACAAAUGAAUAAAAAAAAUCCAGAGAAACAAAUUUUGUUCAAAAGAAAUACCUUUGAAUACAACGAAUGUAUAAAAUAAAUGACUUUCGAAAACCAGCACCUAAAACAA
Messenger RNA from Contarinia nasturtii (swede midge), 3587 nucleotides. RefSeq names its product oxidative stress-induced growth inhibitor 2-like. The record is from RefSeq and is a predicted model, not a curated record. NCBI's taxonomy places the organism in Eukaryota, Metazoa, Arthropoda, Insecta, Diptera, Cecidomyiidae. The coding region runs from base 361 to 2514 and encodes 717 amino acids. The transcript has 8 exons.